UUGUAAACAUUGUUAUUUAUAAAAUGGCUAACAAAAUUGAUAUGUCCCUAGAUGAUAUUAUUAACGCCAAAAGAUUUAGAGGAAGAGGUAGGGGUAGAGGAAAUAGAAGAUUUCUCAAUAAUCCUAGAAAAAAUGUGUCUAACAGAUCUAUGAACGGCAAAUUGCAAACAUCAAAAAAUACAUAUCCGAAAAGAAAAGUUAGUCAACCGAAUGUUUUUUUAUCUGGAGCUAAUUCCUUCGGAGGGACAGGAAAAUUAUUGAUAUCAAAUUUGGAUUUUGGUGUCACUGAUUCUGAUAUUCAAGAACUUUUUGGUGAAUUUGGACCAGUAUUAAGUGCUUCUGUUCAUUAUGACAAGACUGGUAGGUCUCUUCAAACUGCAAACGUUAUAUUUGAAAAAAAACUUGAUGGCUUACAAGCUAUCAAAAAGUAUAACAACAUUCCCUUAGAUGGGCGACCAAUGAAUAUACAGAUGGCUGCAUCCGAAUCCGACAUUAAUAUAACCUCACUCCUUAAUAAUCGAAGUAAUAACUCUGUAUUAAUGCGAACUGGCAACAAUCGACUAAAACGUCUCGACAAUUUUAGCCCCAGGGGUGGAAAUAUGAGAGGUGGGAUGAGACGUGGUAGAAAUCGUGGAUUCAGAGGUGGAUGGAGAAGAGGUUCAACCUAAAAGUGCACUACUGCUAAACUGAAUGCGGAAUUUGAUACUUUUAUUUCUCAAAAAUAUCUUAUGUUAAUUGUUACUUCCAGUCAACAUUUUUUAUUGAAAAUAAUAACAAUCUGUGGGACAGCACUCGGAAGAAGGCGUUUGAGCAUUCAAGUACUAUCCUCUUCAGGCAAAGCAUGUGGCACGGGAAAUCACCAUUAUUUUGCCAAGGUAUUAUGCUUUAUCAUUGAUGAAAUUAACCCUAAUUGCGCAUCUUAAAUAUUGGUAGCGGCUUACAAGAAAUAAUUAAAAUGUCAACAGUUGUAAAUCCACUAACACCUGGUUACAGGCUCAUCUCUAAACCUAAAAAAUGUCAAUUUCUCUCAUUUUGACUAUAUCCCUACAACUAAUGAUCAUUGACGGAGAGAGGAGUUUUACCUAUCUCGGUUCUUUGUUGACAGCAGUGGAAUGCAGAUUAAUUUUUGCAAUAAUUUUAUCACAAAAUUUAAUCGCUUUGAAAGAAAUCCUUUAAUCACGUCAAACCUUUUUUUUUAAUCUAAUUAAAAACAAUUAAUUUUUUUUAAAAUUUGCAUGCAUUUCGCUCGUUCCCAAUUUUCAUUCAUAUCAAUAUACUGUUAAUAUAAAAUUCCACCCUAAAAAUUGCUCUCGAACCCUUUCUUAAUCCUAAAUUCGUAUAGAUUGAAGUCGUCAACAAUAUCCUUCGGUAUAUUGGUUUUUUGUUAAAAUCAACAGAAGUCUAGGGGUCACGUGGGAUUUUUGACUCAUCAAGUUUCAGCCUUAGACCUUUGGAGAUGGAAAACCCCUAAUAAUACUUAUUCUAAUUCUUGUAGACAAAAAAGUUUAUCCUGAGGAGAUGUUUAUGCGAAUAACCCCACUUAUGCAAAUCCUAUUGCUAAUUUAUUAAUUUAAUGGUAACUUAGGAUUUUUUAUUAUCACCUUCAUUGUCACCUUUCAAGAGAAAUACUACCUAUAUGAAUUAUAUAUAGAACCUUGAGAGCCAUUAAUAACUUCUCUCGAAUUCUCCAGCCUCAGCCUUGACAAUCAAAUUAGAUGACGACCUUCAUCCUUUGAAUCAAGCUGUACGUGCUUGGGAUUACACUUGCAUCGAUCAUCUUGCCCGACUAGCUCUAUUUUUGAAGUUGGGAAAUUCAAGAUCUGACUUUUUUUCAUUUCUGUAAUCUGACAUGUUGUUCAUUCGGGUCUCAAGCCCCAAAAAUAUUUAAAAUAAUUGAAGUUUAAUUACAGGCGAAUUGGGAAAGAGUUAUUAUGUUCAUUAAAGAAUAUCGAUUAAAAUUAAAGUCCCAUCCGACUUAAUAUGAAUAGU
Messenger RNA from Gordionus sp. m RMFG-2023, 1989 nucleotides. Its product is annotated as THO complex subunit 4-like. The record is from RefSeq and is a predicted model, not a curated record. The coding region runs from base 24 to 668 and encodes 214 amino acids. Gene Ontology annotation, molecular function: mRNA binding. Lineage: Eukaryota; Metazoa; Nematomorpha; Gordioida; Chordodea; Parachordodidae. The transcript has 7 exons. Gene Ontology annotation, cellular component: nucleus. Gene Ontology annotation, biological process: mRNA export from nucleus.